AUGUCCCACCUAGAGGCCCUCCAACGGGAUGGCUUCGUCGUAGUCCGCAACCUCCUCACCCCAUCCGAGGUAACGCACUACCGUGAAAUCGCCACAAAAGCAACCACACUCACAAGAGCCGGCACCUGGCCACACUUCCGCACCGUCCCGAAACAAUUCCCCCCAUGGCCAACGACCCCACCGCCCGCCUCUGAGGGCGGAAUCUGGGGCGUCCAGCACCUGCUGCACCCAGAAAUGCCAGGCCGGGACAGUUUUGCGCAGUGCUACUUCUCCCCAUCAAUCCUAGCCGUCGCAGAAGAACUAAUGGGCGUAUCCGGUUCCGCGGACGCCGAGCCGCUUGUUAUGGAACUUUUCAAUUUGCUCGUUGCGCCAGAGACGAAGGAUUUCGAACUCCGCUGGCACAGGGAUGACAUCUCCGAGCAUGCUACGGCGGAGGAAGAAGUCGCGCAGCUGGCGGCUAAGGCGCCCGGUGGUCGCCAGUCGCACUGCCAAUACAAUCUUGCCCUGUGUCCUGAUGCGUCGCUGAUUGUUGUUCCGGGUACGCAUGCGCGGGCACGCACACAGACUGAGCGCGAGGCGGAUCCGUAUGCUGCUUUUUUGCCUGGUCAGUUGGUUGUGGAGUUGCAGCCUGGUGAUGCGGUGUUUUACAAUAGUAAUAUCUUGCACCGCGGAGUUUAUAAGGGGAAGAGUGAGGGUGGAGAGGAGACGAGAUUGACGCUGCAUGGGAGUAUUGGGUUGAAGGCUGAGGGUGGGGAGGGGGAUGAGGAGAAGAAGAAAGUUAGGGCUACGGCGGUUUUGCAGCAUGGGGUUGGGGCCUGGGUUCAUCGGGAGGAUGCUGCUUUUGGGAUUGGGGAGAGGGCUGAGAAGAUGAGGGCUAAUCUUGUUGAGAUGGGAACUGGGGAGGGAGUUGGCUUUUCGUUGCAGGGAUAG
Penicillium soppii is the source of this 930-nucleotide messenger RNA. RefSeq names its product phytanoyl-CoA dioxygenase family protein. The record is from RefSeq and is a predicted model, not a curated record. The coding region runs from base 1 to 930 and encodes 309 amino acids. The transcript has a single exon. NCBI's taxonomy places the organism in Eukaryota, Fungi, Ascomycota, Eurotiomycetes, Eurotiales, Aspergillaceae.